Messenger RNA from Pteronotus mesoamericanus, 189 nucleotides. RefSeq names its product metallothionein 4 (gene MT4). NCBI's taxonomy places the organism in Eukaryota, Metazoa, Chordata, Mammalia, Chiroptera, Mormoopidae. Bases 1 to 189 code for a protein of 62 amino acids. The record is from RefSeq and is a predicted model, not a curated record. Gene Ontology annotation, biological process: intracellular zinc ion homeostasis; detoxification of copper ion; cellular response to copper ion. Gene Ontology annotation, molecular function: metal ion binding. The transcript has 3 exons. Gene Ontology annotation, cellular component: nucleus; cytoplasm.
AUGGACCCCAGGGAAUGCUCCUGCAUGUCUGGAGGAGUCUGCAUCUGUGGAGACAACUGCAAAUGCACAACCUGCAGCUGCAAAACAUGUCGAAAAAGCUGCUGCCCCUGCUGCCCUCCGGGCUGCGCCAAGUGCGCCCGCGGCUGCAUCUGCAAAGGAGGCUCAAACAAGUGCAGCUGCUGCAACUGA